This is a messenger RNA of Nerophis lumbriciformis (worm pipefish), 1458 nucleotides long. NCBI's taxonomy places the organism in Eukaryota, Metazoa, Chordata, Actinopteri, Syngnathiformes, Syngnathidae. The record is from RefSeq and is a predicted model, not a curated record.
AUGGCGAGAAUUUGGGUUUCUCUACCGGGAACCAUUUGCAGCAUCGAGAUUUUGCACUUGCUAUUUUUUAUAUUGUUGCUUCAGGGGCCACUUUGUGGCCAGAGCAGCCCUAUCUCCAACACCGGCCAAAGGCUUCCACCCAUUCCUGGAUUGGGAGACGGGCUGGGACGGGCGGUGGAGCAAUCCAAUUUGGAGCAGGACAACAAUGUAAUCAUGGAGGGUGUUCUGGAAAGUCUGAAAGAGCAGUACCUACAAACAUUCAACCUGUCUGGCAUGGGUCUUCCUCCACUGCCACCUGGAAUCUUACGAGAGGAACCGCCUGAAUACAUGAUGGAGCUCUACAACCGCUUCGCUAAUGACCGCAAUUCUGUGCCCAGUGCCAGCAUCGUACGCAGUUUCAAGAAUGAGGAUUCUUCUUCAAGCACAGUUGGUGUUGGAGGAGUAAGGCACCACCCACUCCUGUUCAACGUGUCGGUCCCCCAUCACGAACGCAUCAUUUCAGCCGAACUCCGACUCUACACACUUGUCCAGACUGACCGGCACCUGUUUGCCGGCGUCGACCGCAAAGUCACUAUCUACGAAGUGCUACGCCAAAACGGAGGUGAAAACAGCACAGAUGAGAAUUUGGAGACGGGAGACAACUUCGGGGUUAGGAAGGAGCAUACGGAACUAGUGGAGUUGGCUUCGAGACAAGUGUAUGGCACCGACAAUGGGUGGGAGGCAUUCAACCUCACCGCCGCUGCUCAGCGGUGGCGUAAAUCUGUGCAUGGCAGCACACAUCGGUUGGAGGUGCACAUUGACAGUGUGGAAGGUGAUGCUCAACAUGCCACGAAUCGAAACAAAAACAGAAUUAAUGAAGGGGACAUGAAGAUCGACACAAACAUGAAGGAAAAACACAAACCCCUGCUAAUUGUUUUCUCUGAUGAUGAAAGUAGCGACCAUCGAGAUGACAAGCAAGACCUGAAUGAAAUGAUUGACCACGAGACCUCUGACAUGAUCCUCUCGAAUUAUUUAGAGAAAGACAUGUCGGACGAGUCUGACAGCAAUGGACAUUCCGAGCCAGAUGAAGAAGACCUGAUCCAAAUGCGCUCCAACCUGAUCUACGACACAUCUUCCCGCAUACGUAGGAACGCCAAGGGCGACCACUGCGGGAGGCGACCUCUGCGUGUGGACUUCAAGGACAUUGGAUGGGAUAGUUGGAUCCUGGCGCCGAGCAGUUACGAUGCCUACGAGUGCGCUGGGAUUUGUUCAUUCCCGCUCACCAAGCACGUCACACCUACGAAACACGCUAUCGUCCAAACGCUGGUGAACAUCAACAGUCCUCACACAACAGCGCGAGCGUGUUGCGUUCCCACCAAGCUAGAGCCCAUCUCACUCCUGUACCUGGACGACACAGGAGUAGUCACAUUUAAGCACAAGUAUGAAGGCAUGGUAGUGGCUGAGUGUGGCUGUCGAUAG